This is a messenger RNA of Trichoplax adhaerens, 858 nucleotides long. RefSeq lists its product as uncharacterized. The record is from RefSeq and is a predicted model, not a curated record. Gene Ontology annotation, molecular function: protein binding. Lineage: Eukaryota; Metazoa; Placozoa; Uniplacotomia; Trichoplacea; Trichoplacidae. The transcript has 3 exons. Bases 1 to 858 code for a protein of 285 amino acids.
AUGACAGACUCAUUUAAGGUUUGGCUGCAAACAGUUUGCAAAGAUUUUUCAGAAUUAAAAAACGAAGAGAAAACUAUCUGCUUGAAGGAAUUGAUAGAACUUUGUGGACCUUCUCAGUUAUUUUCCCUUUGGCAUCAAUUUAGUCCAGUUCUACACUGCGAUUUCUUGCAGUAUUUACCGUUGGAAAUAGUUUAUAAAAUCUUGCGUUAUGUCCAAAUCGAGCAUGCCUUGCAAUGCCGAUUAGUAAGCAGAAAAUGGAAUCAAGUUAUCUGUCGCUGUAUUCCGUUAUGGAAAAGUGCCUGUAGUGACGUUGGAGUUAAUGUUGAUAAUGUUUUGUUCAAGAAUAAGCAUUACAGCGCUUGGAGAAAAUUAUAUCUGCAAUGCAGGACGAAGCUUAAGGCGGUAUCGAAUACAUGCUGUUAUGUUGAAACCAAACUAGCUGGUCAUACAUUGCCUGUUAGAGCUGUAAAAUAUUACCAAACUUUACUAGCUACAGGUUCCGAUGAUAGGACUGUACGCAUUUGGAGAAAAAUAAAUGAUCAGUUUCACUGCAAUCAUGUCCUUCAAACGCAUUCAUGUGCAGCUUUAAAGUGUGAUGCAAAUAUUAUUUUGACGGCUUCUUUCGAUACAUCGGCAGCCGCCUGGAAUUGGCAAAGUGGCCAGCUAAUCCAAAGAUUUAAAGGACACACUGGAGCAGUAUACUGCCUAGAUUAUGAUCUAGACCAAGAUUUACUUGUUACUGGCUCCACGGAUAAGACAGUUAAAAUUUGGAAAUUAUCAUCAGGAAGCCUACUAAAAACUUUACGUCACGACGAGUGGAUUCUAGAGGUAAUAAUGUAUCUCAGAUGUAACAAGUGA